AUGAAUCUUGAGGUGCCCAAAGCUGAGAUAAAGUCUGCCACUCGCGUCACCGGCGGCCCCUCCACUCCACGGAAAGGACCCCCCAAGUUCAAACAGAGGCAGACCCGUCAGUUCAAGAGCAAGCCUCCGAAGAAGGGAAUCCAAGGAUUUGGUGAUGAUAUCCCUGGAAUGGAGGGCUUAGGAACCGAUAUUACCGUCAUUUGUCCCUGGGAGGCCUUCAAUCACCUGGAGCUCAAUGAGCUGGCCAAGUACGGCAUCAUCUGA
Gymnodraco acuticeps is the source of this 264-nucleotide messenger RNA. It is a transcript of the gene pde6gb, whose product is annotated as phosphodiesterase 6G, cGMP-specific, rod, gamma, paralog b. Gene Ontology annotation, cellular component: photoreceptor outer segment membrane. The transcript is spliced from 3 exons. Bases 1 to 264 code for a protein of 87 amino acids. NCBI's taxonomy places the organism in Eukaryota, Metazoa, Chordata, Actinopteri, Perciformes, Bathydraconidae. Gene Ontology annotation, biological process: positive regulation of epidermal growth factor receptor signaling pathway; positive regulation of G protein-coupled receptor signaling pathway; visual perception. The record is from RefSeq and is a predicted model, not a curated record. Gene Ontology annotation, molecular function: cGMP binding; 3',5'-cyclic-nucleotide phosphodiesterase activity.